AUGCUUUUCAUUCUUUACUCCAUUUUUAAAAAUUUUUUCCUUUCUUUCUUUUUUUUUACAAUUCUUUCUUUCUUUCUAUUCCAUGCUUGUUUUCUUUCAGACAUUUUCAUUCUUUACUCCAUUUUUGUUUGUCUUUCUUUCUUUCUCACUUUCGUUCUUUCUCUUACUUUCUUUAUGCUUAUUUUCUUUCACACGUUUUUCUUCUUUGCUCCAAUUUUCUUUCAUUUUACUUUCUUUGUUUGUUUUGUUUUUUCCAUACUAGUUUUUUUUUACACGUUUUCCGUCUCUACUCCAUUUUUCUUCUUUCUUUCUUUUUUCUUUCUUUCUUUCUAUUUCAAACAUGUUUUCUUUCACACGCUCACCUUCUUUACUCCAUUUUUCAUUCCUUGUCUUCCUUUUCUUUCUAUGUCAUACUUGUUUUCUUUCACACAUUUUCCUUCUUUACUCAGUUUUCUUUCUUGCUUUCUUCAUUUCUUUCCUUCUCACUUUCGUUCUUUAUAUUUCAUAUUUUUUCUUUCACACGUUUUCCUUCUUUGCUCCAUUCUUUCUUUCUUUCUUUCUUUCUUUCUUUCUUUCUUUCUUUCUUUCUUUCUUUUAUGA
Acanthosepion pharaonis is the source of this 600-nucleotide messenger RNA. Lineage: Eukaryota; Metazoa; Mollusca; Cephalopoda; Sepiida; Sepiidae. The record is from the annotation of a GenBank genome assembly.